This is a messenger RNA of Anthostomella pinea, 198 nucleotides long. Lineage: Eukaryota; Fungi; Ascomycota; Sordariomycetes; Xylariales; Xylariaceae. The record is from the annotation of a GenBank genome assembly.
AUGACUUCGACACAUAAUGCCGUCACGAUAAAGAUGAACGCAGCACACGGGCCCUCUGAUUGGCUGAACCUCGUGGUCAUGGGCGGAAGGCAGCGUGGAGAGGUCGUCAUCCAGAGGCUCUUCGUCACAAGGGUUGAGCUUCAACAGCCUAGAGAGGAGGAAAUAUGCCAUAGAGAUCAACCUGCGCUCAUGCUUUAG